Molecule: messenger RNA, 1017 nt
Organism: Stereum hirsutum FP-91666 SS1
Lineage: Eukaryota; Fungi; Basidiomycota; Agaricomycetes; Russulales; Stereaceae
Exons: 12
Coding region: 1-1017 (338 amino acids)
Source: RefSeq, a predicted model, not a curated record
AUGUCGUACUCGGAAGCAUCUGGGCUUAUCUUCACAUAUCGCAUAAGGCUUGCUAGUGCAUAUGCCACAGCGUCGGCUUCCACUCUAUGGAUAACAGACCUUAUGUAUACGUUCCCACGAGAGGUCGAUAUGCUAUUGUCAGGAAAGACCAGCAUCACCUCGGUCCUCUUCCUCAUCAACCGAUACUCGUUCUUGGGCUUCAUACUUGGGCAACUGAUCUCUAUAGUCCCGGGCACUAUGUCUAACAAAUCAUGCAUCCCCCUUGGUUUAGUGACCAUCAUUCUACAAAUAAUUUCUAUAACCACCACGAAUGCCCUAUUUGCUCUUAGGGUGUACGUCAUCUACGGCAAGAGCAGGCUUAUAUUGUGGACAUCCGUGGCGCUAAUCUUCCCGCGCAUUGGGUUGGCUGUAUUUCAAGCAAUGGUUGAGGCGAGUCAUUCUACCGAGCAAUCGCUGCUUCGUGCGUAUGGGCAAUGUGUUGUUAGUACGAAAGUUGCAGAUGUGCGGGUGUUAAAUAAAGCACAAGUUGCCGUUCCGAUCCUGGUAUCGGCUUUCGACCUGUUUAUACUUAUACUUACGCUGCGGAAGACCUAUCGGGAUGCCCUUCAAAUGAAGAGUUUUGGGUUAGGGAACAUAAGCCUUACGGUGCUUUUGAAGAGGGACGGCAUCCUGUACUUCUCGGUCGCUUUAGCCAUCGGUCUGGCAUGCACGGGUUCUGCUAUCGCUUCACUUAUUCCAGGAAUCUCCGUGGCGAACCAAAACUUCGACACUAUAACAGGACCUUUCUUUGCCGUGCUUCCGAACAUGCUGAGCAGCCACCUCGUACUCAAUUUACGCAUGCACCUGCAUGAUUCGCCCACGCAAUCGCAACUGGUGCGAGAAAGCUUUCUUGGGAAUAUUGGGGGCUCAGUAGGGACCACCGAAUUGAACUCUCCCCUCAAAGAAAUGCCAAUUGACACACCGCAGAGCAGUCUCGACGGAGCCGUGGUCGGUUAUAUUUACCUUGCACCUACGUGA